CCGACGCAGGCGGCGUUUGUUCACCUUGCCAAGUUUAGAGGUCAAAUUACGGCUGGUUCCCUAAUCCCUGUUGAAAGAGGUCCAAGAGGAAUUUAUUAAAAAGUUAAAUAUUUUCAAACUAUUCAAAAAACAAAGCAGCACAGAGCCAUGGGUCGUAAAUUCGUCGUCGGUGGAAACUGGAAAAUGAACGGCACCAAAGCCCAAAUCAACGAAAUUUUAACUUUUCUCAAAGCUGGUCCAUUAGAUGCCAAUACUGAAGUAGUCGUAGGAGUCCCAGCAAUUUAUUUGGACUAUGUUAAAUCCAAUGCCCCUGCGAAUGUUGAAGUGGCAGCUCAGAACUGUUACAAAGCCGAUAAAGGAGCUUUUACUGGAGAACUUUCACCACUUAUGUUGAAAGAUGUCGGUGUUAACUGGGUUAUUUUGGGCCACUCUGAACGUCGACAAAUUUUCGGUGAAUCGGACGAGUUAAUAGCAGAUAAAGUAGCUUUUGCUUUGGCUAAUGGAUUGAAAGUCAUCGCUUGUAUUGGAGAAACUUUAGAGGAGCGGGAAUCGGGUAAAACUGAGGAAGUUGUCUUUAGACAAACUCAAGCUAUUGCGAAUAAAAUUAAGGACUGGUCCAAUGUGGUAAUUGCGUACGAACCAGUCUGGGCCAUAGGUACAGGAAAGACUGCCUCCCCACAACAAGCUCAAGAAGUCCAUCAAUCGCUUAGACAAUGGAUUGCUAAAAAUAUCAGUCAGACUGUAGCUGACUCUGUCCGGAUCCAAUAUGGAGGUUCAGUCACUGGAGCUAACUGUAAAGAAUUAGGAUCUCAAGCCGACAUUGAUGGUUUCUUGGUAGGAGGUGCUUCCUUGAAACCGGAAUUUGUUAAUAUUGUCAAUGCUAAGCAAUAAAAUUUGUUUUAAUGGUUGGUGCUAGCGGUACCUUCUUUUGGUAAAGAACAAAAAUAUUAAAUGAAUUUGUAUAGUCGAUGAAAAGGUCAAACAUUUUAAAGCUGUUACUAUCGUAUUGUGGUAAUGACCUAAUAAUAUUGUGAUUUGUAAGAAUGUUGUAAAUUUAUUGUGUUCACAUCACGUGUUGUAUUAAAAUGAGAAAUGUUAUUUUUUCUUCAUAGUUGGCUAUUUUAUUAAAAUAUGUUAUGUUUAACAUUUUAUUUACAUUAACUCUACCUAUUGAGAGAUGCAUCUUUUUAUUUAUAUUAUAAUUUAUAUUAUUUCUAUUCAAUAAACAUUUGUCUAUUAUUA
Messenger RNA from Ceutorhynchus assimilis (cabbage seed weevil), 1242 nucleotides. The record is from the annotation of a GenBank genome assembly. NCBI's taxonomy places the organism in Eukaryota, Metazoa, Arthropoda, Insecta, Coleoptera, Curculionidae.